AUGGUGUCCAACGUAAUCAGCGAUAUCAAAGACGAAUUUCUCGUCUGCCAUGAGUGUUUGGAAGACUUAAAGCAGCCUAAGAUGCUGCCGUGUCUUCACACCUUCUGCCAGCCGUGUUUGGAGAGGCUCCUGGCCACAGAGCCGGUAGGGAAACUGGACUGUCCGACAUGCCGACAGGACGUGCCCCUCACGGAGAAUGGCGUCCAGGGGCUGAAGUCCAACUUCCUCGUUGGCAAACUGCGCGACAUUCUACAACAACAGCCGAAGGAGGAGAAGCCCGAGGCGAGGGAGGAUGGAAUCCCCUUUAGUAGUUGUACGGCUUGCGAGGCUGCGAACUUGGCCAGCUUUUACUGUGUGGAGUGUACCGACUACCUGUGUCAGACGUGUAACGACACCCACGGUCGGUUCAAGGCGACGAGGUCCCACAUAGUUGUAAACAUCCAAGACUCGCAAGCUGACCAAGUUGCCACGGACGACGCCCGGGUUAGAACAUCUUUACGCUCAUCCCAAAUCAGGCAGGUGCGAUCGAACGUACGGAUCGCAGGUGCGAAUCUAAAACACAUCAAAACCGUUAGAGAGGGGGGCAGUGGAGAUGUACAGUUUAGCACUCCGUACCCGCUUGCUGUUACCGCGGAGGGAGACAUUGUGGUGACUGAAAUCAACAACUCGGGGCUGAAAAUUCUUGACAAAGAUGGUUCCUUCAGGAAGAAGGUCGAUCUGUGGUUCAUGCCAGAGUGUGUGGCUGCACUGACAAACGGUGAGCUGUUGGUGACAGGAGACGGACACAGGAUUCACGUACUGGACAAACAGGGGAGGGAGUUACGUAUCAUCCAGGUGACAGGGGCUGCAGAGACAGAUAAAACUACGAAAGGUAUCGCUGUUGACGGUUUGGGACGCAUCAUCGUCACUAUCGGGUACCAGGUUUUCGUACUCAGUCGCAGUGGUGACGUCAUGCUGAAGUUUGGGGACAAAGGUCAAGUUCAGCAGCAGCUGGGACCGUUCCUCCAUGUCGUCGUUAACAGCAGUAACCAAAUCAUCGUCAGUGACCAUGACAACCAUGACGUGAAGAUAUUUGACCCCGCCGGUCGUCAUCUCUUUACAUCCGGGUCAUUUGGGUUCGAACCUGGUCAGCUGAACUACCCCUCCGGUGUAAUCACGGACAGUGACGAUAACAUCAUCGUGGCUGAAACCUACAACCAUCGCGUUUCCCUGUUCAGUCCGGACGGCGCGUUUAUCAGGCACGUGCUGACACGGGACGAACACGGACUGCUUCAUCCAGGGGGCCUGGCGCUGUCUCACGACGGACAUCUGGUCGUUUCUGAUUGUCUUCAGUCUGUCAAGUUCUUCCGCGGAUGA
Molecule: messenger RNA, 1356 nt
Organism: Branchiostoma floridae (Florida lancelet)
Lineage: Eukaryota; Metazoa; Chordata; Leptocardii; Amphioxiformes; Branchiostomatidae
Product: tripartite motif-containing protein 3-like
Exons: 1
Coding region: 1-1356 (451 amino acids)
Biological process (GO): positive regulation of DNA-templated transcription
Cellular component (GO): chromatin; nucleoplasm
Molecular function (GO): zinc ion binding; protein binding; ubiquitin-protein transferase activity
Source: RefSeq, a predicted model, not a curated record